Lymnaea stagnalis (great pond snail) is the source of this 178-nucleotide messenger RNA. Lineage: Eukaryota; Metazoa; Mollusca; Gastropoda; Lymnaeidae. The record is from the annotation of a GenBank genome assembly.
GAUGACCAUGGUAGCAAAGUCUGCUCCAAGUUCAUUGUUGCUGUAACAGGCUGCUGCCAGACCACCGUCAAUCGGGUCAACUUCCAGAAACUGCUGACUAAGGUCGACGCCGGCAAGCCUGAACAUGGCAUGAAGUCACACUGGAAAAGACAGAGGCAGGACUCGAGAUCUUAUGAUG